Molecule: messenger RNA, 5956 nt
Organism: Gryllus bimaculatus (two-spotted cricket)
Lineage: Eukaryota; Metazoa; Arthropoda; Insecta; Orthoptera; Gryllidae
Source: the annotation of a GenBank genome assembly
AUGUCAGUUCCAGUCCUUUACCCCGAAACGCCUCAAUUGCCAUGCAAGGCAAGUGUGGGCUGCCAGUGGCUGCAGCUGCUCUGCAAGCGCCUCUUGCAGCGUGUGCUGGCGUGUUGCAGGUCACGGCGGUCGUCGGGGGCGACGGGGGCGGCCACGCCGCAAGCCCGCAGCCUGGCGCCUGGCGAUGAUGCCUACGUGAAAUUAGCCAUUGAAACCAUGGAAGAGCUCGAUUGGUGCCUCGACCAACUGGAAACAAUCCAGACACAUCGAUCUGUGUCAGAUAUGGCGUCGCUGAAGUUCAAACGGAUGCUCAACAAAGAACUGAGUCACUUUUCGGAAUCAAGUAAAUCUGGAAACCAGAUUUCGGAAUACAUCUGCUCGACAUUUCUUGACAAACAGCAGGAAUUGGACCUGCCGUCUCUGCGCGUCGAAGAUGCCGAACCUCGCGCUGCCAAGAAGAAGGAGCGCCGGCCGCACGGGCCGGGCACCAUGUCGCAGAUUUCCGGCGUCAAGCGCCCGCUGUGCCACACCAACAGCUUCACCGGCGAGAAGCUGCCCAAGCACGGCGUGGAGACGGCCUUCGAGGACGAGCUGGGCCGCAACCUGGCCGAGGUGGACCGCUGGGGCAUCGACAUCUUCCGCAUCGGCGAGCUCUCCGGCAACCGGCCGCUCACCUGCGUGGCCUACACCUGCUUCCAGAAUCGUGAUUUAUUGAAGACUUUCAUGAUCCCAACAAAGACAUUUGUGACUUUUAUGAUGACUCUGGAGGAUCAUUAUGUGAAAGAUAACCCAUUCCACAACAGCAUGCAUGCUGCUGAUGUAACUCAGUCCACCAAUGUGCUUCUGAAUUCACCAGCUCUCGAAUCAGUAUUUACUCCACUAGAAAUCAUGGCAGCUUUGUUUGCAGCAACAAUUCAUGACGUCGAUCACCCAGGCCUCACCAAUCAGUUCCUCAUCAAUUCCAGUUCAGAACUGGCUCUCAUGUACAAUGAUGAAUCUGUAUUGGAAAAUCACCAUUUGGCUGUGGCUUUCAAACUUUUGCAAAAUGACGGCUGUGACAUUUUUGUCAAUAUGGGGAAGAAGCAACGCCAAACGCUUCGCAAAAUGGUUAUUGACAUGGUUUUGUCAACAGAUAUGUCAAAACAUAUGAGUUUAUUAGCAGAUCUUAAAACCAUGGUAGAAACUAAGAAAGUUGCGGGUUCUGGAGUUUUGCUCUUGGACAACUAUACUGAUAGAAUACAGGUGCUGGAAAAUCUUGUUCAUUGUGCUGAUCUAAGUAACCCUACUAAGCCUUUACAUUUGUAUCGACGAUGGGUUGAUCUUCUCAUGGAGGAAUUCUUCCAACAAGGAGACAGAGAGCGAGAACAAAAUUUGGAAAUUAGUCCAAUGUGUGAUCGUAAUAGUGCCACAAUAGAGAAAUCCCAAGUUGGCUUUAUUGACUAUAUUGUACAUCCACUUUGGGAAACAUGGGCAGAUUUAGUGCAUCCAGAUGCCCAGGAUAUUCUAGACACAUUGGAGGAAAAUCGUGACUGGUACCAAAGUAUGAUUCCUCCAAGUCCACCUCCAACUGAGGAACUGCAAGAACAUGGCCAUGAAGAGGAGGAAGAGGAAGAUGGAGGGGACUCUGGGGGGAUAGAAGUGACAGAAACAACUGCGUCUUCUGCAGCAGGACAAGAGCGCAUCAGGUUCCAAGUGACGUUGGAAGAAGGCGAAGGCGAAGAGGGGGAAGAUGUAGAGGAAACAGUUUCGAGCACAGGGAUGUGACGGAGGUUCCUAGGACUUUGCAGGAAAUUGCACGAAAAAGUGCAGCAAUGGUGGAAGAUAAAGCAGUGAUUAGGAGGUAGUCAAGGGAAAGAAAGCAAGAAGAAAUAAAGAGCUUACCUGCCCUGUUCUACAUUUUUUGAUGGAAAAUGGAAUAGAGAAUAGUGUAAUGGUAAGAGGUUCCUCAAAUAUAUUUUAUGAAGUACUCAUAGACACAAAGAUUCCAGCUUUUAUGUUACCUGCAAACCUAAUUUGUAGUAAGUUGUUAUACUGAAACAGGAACCUUGUACACCAUAAUGUACUAUAAGAAAUGUGACAACGGAAUGAUUUGUUUAUGAAUUGGCUAGUCUGUAUCAGCUCAAAAAGAGUGUGUUGAAUAUCAUACAAUGAAUAUGAAAUGUCAACACUACUGACUUAUUUCACUCAAAGUGAAUAAUAGCACAAGAUCAUCCACUAAGCGGUAAAUAUGAGGUAGCUCUGAACAGAGAAAUCUCAAGUGUUAUCUGAUAUAUAACACAUCAUGGUACCAAACACUAGAGAACUAGAUAAAAACCAUAUUUCAAUAAUCCCUAAUCUAUUUUAAUAUAUAAUUGAAAGAGAAAUAUACAGAUAUUCUUUUCAUACAUCUGCAUGUAUCUGAACUUCAUUUUUGAGGGUACUUUUAUGAAAACAUUUGAAAUUGAGCAGUAAUUAUGUACUGUUUUGUAAAUAGCAACUUUGAAUUUGCUCUCUGACAGAAAGCAUCCUCAUGAAGGAAGGAUACAUAAUGCUGGAGAUACUGAACUAUCAUCUUUUAUUAUUAUUAUCAUUGUCAUUAUUAUUAUUGCUGUUGUUAUUAUCACUUUUAUUAUUUUAAUCUGCUUUGGACAUUUACUGUCCAUUGCCCUUGGUUCAUUGAUAAAGCUUGUUAUUGCUUCCUUGGGAAUAUUUUUGUGGAAUAGUAAACAGUUUUUCUGUUUGCCUGGCAGUAUAAUUACUGUGGUUCAUUUAUGUCUCUUAGCUCUAAUAAAUAAAAGCAAUAGGGGUGACAUAUCUCAGUGAUUGGCUUGAUGAGUACUUGUGCUACAACUUUUAAUUUCAUUACAUAAAACAAGGUUUCUAGCUCAGGAAUGAAUUAAUUUUAUUCCACCACAAGGAAUGACUUUGCAUUUUUAAUGCAGUGCAUAACAACAAAAAUAAUAAGUGUUUGGCAUUGUUAAACAUUGUACUUUGUGUUGACCAUUUUAGAUUAGUUCCCAAUAUGGGAUUACUGUUUAUAUAAUUUAACAAUUGAUUUUAUUUGGUGCUGGCCACCGAAAUAUGGUUUCUUCAUAUAAUGACUAACUUAGUCUAGCCCCAGUGUGUUACGAAGUUUGCUGCAGUGACUCACAUUUCCAAAUCACAUCACAUGCCACCCUGUCCUUACUAAAUGUUCUAGUGAUUCAUUGUUUUGUUAAUACUGAAAUAAAAAUAAAUGAAAUAAAUUUAAUAAGGCUGGGAAUACUUAUAACAAAUCUAUUGUGAACUCUGCAUUCAGAGACAGAACGCUGGACGUUACUGGUUUAAUAUGACAGGGGACAUGCAGGGUUUAAGACACUCUUUAUCAAAGUAGUUAUCUUAACUUUUACCUACGAGAAGAACCAGUUGUCUAAUGUAGAUAUUGUUGCUAAAAGUUUAAAGCAACUAGACCCUGGCGGUUUUUAUUAUUACAGUUUUUUAUAAUUAUGUUAGUCCUUGGUAAGCUGUGUGUGUGAUGUAGAUACUGCUCUUGGAGCUGUCCAAAGCCUCCAUGUUCUUCCUGUUUCCUAAAAUUGUUUAUUUAGAUAUAUCAGGAUGUUUAUUUAGAUAUGAAGAAGCAAGAAUCAUAGAAUUGUUGUCAGUUUAUACAAAGGAGUAACAAAUAUUAUUUCAGUUUCAAUAAAGAAAAAAAAAUAUUUUUUUUAUUUCAUUUCAUUCUUCAAUGUUUAGACUACCUUCCUAUAUAUUUAAACAUAUUUUGUGUUUAUGAAAAAAGCCCUUUCGGCAAUUGUUACAGUUCAUAACAUGAUGCAUUUGUACUUUUUAGCACAUAAUUUGGUAAUGCACUAUUGUUUACAUGAGUCAUUUAAAAAUCUACACAUUAUAGUUUUCUGGAAGUCCAAUCUAUUUUCAUGAUGAUGCUGAUAUAGAAUUCUCUUGAUGUUUUUACGUAUGUUUAUUAUUCCUAUUCAUGGUGACUUUGAACAACACCAGACCAUGACUUUGAGCAUACUUUCAAAUUUGUCUCUUUCUGAAUUUUUUUAACUGAAUGGUUUUAUGAACAAAAUGGAUUACUGACAUAUCACUAUGACUGUUGCUUAAUGCUUAGUACCUUGUAAAUGAAAUGUGCUAAAAGAGAUACAAAAAUUAUGCCUACUCUAACAGAAGCUCUAUUUGAAAGCAAAUCAGUUUUUUUUAUUCAUAGUUUCUGGAAAAAAACAAACCAAAGGUGAUUAAACAAACACUGGUGUUUUCAAGGCUCUUAAAGCUUAAUUUUCUUGGUAGGAAUCUUACUAAUAACAACAAAAUCAAGAUUUAAUCACAAUAAUAAAUUGCAAUAGAGACGUAAUUGUAAGUCGGGUAAAUUAGUUGUUGUUUUUUUUCUUCUCACAUUUCCAUAAUGUUCAUUCAAACAAGCGUGACUUAGUCAAUGAGUUACAACUAGAAAUAACUGCAUCAGCUACAGUAACAGCAAUAACUAAAACAUUGAAACAUAAAAUAAAUUUGCAUAAGAAUUUCACUACCAAAUGGAGAUAUUAUAUUUGAUAACUUUUUUUAAUGCCUUCCAUUUCUUAUGGUACAGUCAUAUGUACAACUUAUUUAACUCUUGGAAUAAUAUGUUUGUAUUUAUUUGGUGUAUAUAGGUGCAUGUACAGGACUGUAUUCAUGCAUGUACAUAUGCAUGAUAUUGUACAUAUGUGUUUUCAUAAUUUCUGUUUAUUUGCAUAUCUGCUUAUGUGUAUAUACAUUUGUGUAUAAAUACAUGUGCAUAUGUGCUGAAAGGAAUAAAUUCAAUAUCUGCCUUUGUACCAUUUUGUAAGAAAGUGUGAUGUCAAUAGAAAUAACUACAGUACAAAAAAAAAAAAAAAAGUAAUUUAUUAUAUAUUUGAUGUUUCUUAUCCUGCUAGAGAUUUAUUUUAAUGCCUUGGAGACAUCAGCCACCAGUGUAGAAUUUAUUCAAUUCAACACUUGAGUCAAAACUAAAUCAAUAAAUGUGUGCAAUAAGCUGUCAUAACUUCUUUUGUAGAUUACACAACCUUGUAUAUGCACUGACCACAUUGUGAUCUAACACAUUGUUUGUUCAACGUCUAGAGAUGUACUUGACGUUUCUUGUCUGUUGUAGCAACACACCAUCACAAGUAGCAAUGUGUUACUAAAUAUUUUCCAAAAUGUAGAAAAAAAAUUGUACAUUGUGUAUUAGUCUGUUGCCUCCUACCAUGCAAUUGGCAUAGACAUAAUAUGUAAUGUAGACAAAUAUGUAAUAGGCAGUAUUACUGUGUGUUAAUAUCCUUUCAGUUGAGCAUACAUUUGUCAUAUUAGAGCAAAUCAGGCAACUACAUUAAUUUCCUCUGGUACAUUCACAACCAUGAAGACAAUAUACAAAUGCAUAUUUUUUGACUCCAGUGUUUGUAUUGAGAAAUUCUUUGCAAAGAACUUUUUUAAUGAACAAGCAUGAACUUGGUAAAAAAGGUUUUAUCGCAAGUCAUGACUAUGCUUUUCAAACAAAUUAUACUAUUGCAUAUUUUGAAAGCCUAAAAAAAAUGCUUCAAAAGAUUCAGCAGUUAAGUAGUUGUUUUACAAGAAAAAUGUCAGUGUAUAAUAAUACAUGAUGCUUAAAAUUAUAAUUGGUAAAUAAAGCACAGCUUAUUUAAUUUACUAUUCAUCAGUCACAAUGAAAUAUAAAUCCUCUGGUCUUGAUGGAUACUAAUUUUUGCUCUUAUUUAAAGGGCUGUUAGUUUGUUUGGAAUUAAUACUUAUAGUCAUGGCUGUUACUCCCUUGUUCCUCUUGGCAUACCGCCAGGUACAUAGCAAACAAUGUUGAGUAGAUUGUGUGAUAUAUUUUGAUGUGUGCUGUGUGUUACUAAUAAUGUGUAUGUGUAUGUAAAAUUUUAAUAUUAUUUUACUGUUGUUUGUCAGUACCAUAAACAGUACCAAAUCUAAUUAAAAAUAAAAAAAAGGAAAAUAUUUUCUCAUUCAG